Molecule: messenger RNA, 8093 nt
Organism: Coregonus sp. 'balchen'
Lineage: Eukaryota; Metazoa; Chordata; Actinopteri; Salmoniformes; Salmonidae
Source: the annotation of a GenBank genome assembly
AUGAGUGUUGAGGCGUACGGGCCGAGCUCGCAGACUCUCACGUUCCUGGACACGGAGGAAGCGGAGUUGCUUGGAGCGGAUACCCAGGGUUCGGAGUAUGAGUUCACGGAUUUUACUCUGCCGAGCCAGACUCAAACAGGCCAAACGCAGAGUCAGUUGGACAACCAGGUUCGUGUAAUUUUUGUUGCCUGUUUGGUUUCAAACUAGCGAGUAAAAACUCGCUAACAAGCUAUAGGGUAUUGUAAAUACGGAACCUUGUAGGUAGCUAGCUAGCCAGCCAGCCAGCGUGCUAACUAGUUUAGCAGAAGGAGCUAUGUAAGCACAGCUAGCACGCUAGUAGCUGUAUAGUUACAAAGAAAACACAUGCAUCUGUCCCAGAGGCCACGCAGCUGGCUAACCAGUUAGCUUAGCUAGCAUGUUUACAUAUAAUUUAGCAGUUAGCAUGAGCUAAUCUGCAUGUACUCGUUGUGGGAUGGACACCAGGAGUGUCAAGCAGCCUGUCAUUUUCUUGAUAACGCCAUGGCACUGAGUGUAGCAUUCUUAAAUUCAUUAUCUGCCUGCUUUACAUAGCAGGUAUGCUAGCUAGCUGCUGUGAGCUUGCUACAAGUACAUUUGAUAGUAAAUUAGUUAGCUAGCUGUCAAAUGCACUUGUAGUUAAAACAUUUUUUAUCUGUGGUGUCCAUUUCCAGGUUAUUGACAUUAUUUUGCCCGCAGCUAUUGUCUUGACAUUUCCAUGUUUUCUCCAGGCGAAUGGGCCUGAUGGAGUUCUGCAGAAUGGGGAUGACCCUGUUGUGAAAGCAAGUCAACUUCUUGCAGAGUUGAACUUUGAAGAAGAUGAGGAAGACAGCUAUUAUACUAAAGACCUCCCAGUUCAUGCAUGCAGGUAAUGUUCAUAAAUAGGUUUGAUGCAUCGUAUAGUGCUGUCUUGCAGAUUUUUAAAGAAAAAAUAGUUUUCCUACCCAUAAAGAUUUGACAGUUGUGACAUUAUCCUUGUUUUGCUUCCCCCAGUUACUGUGGCAUUCACGAUCCGGCUUGCGUGGUGUAUUGCAACACCAGCAAGAAGUGGUUUUGCAAUGGACGUGGCAAUACGUCUGGCAGGUAAGUUUCAAAGACCAACCAACCCGCUCUUGUCUGUUGUGUAGCUUAAAUGUCUACGUGGUAGACUAUACACACACAUAAAGAGGCACAUGUAGACUUGGAGUCCCAAAGGACAUUUUAUAAAUGUUGAUACAUCUUUUCAUAUUCUUCUCUCUCAGCCACAUUGUGAACCACCUGGUCAGAGCCAAGUCCAAGGAGGUGACUCUGCACAAGGACGGUCCUCUGGGGGAGACGGUGCUGGAGUGCUACAACUGUGGCUGUCGCAACGUCUUCCUCCUGGGCUUCAUCCCUGCCAAGGCAGACUCUGUGGUGGUACUGCUUUGCAGGUAAAGCAGAUCUAUGGUGUUUACUAACCUUCGUUGUACCAUUCUGUUUCACAAUGAUCAGUUGUCAUAUUUCUCUAAAUGUUCUUGGCCCUUUUUAGACCCAUAAUCCAAUUGCUCUUAUCAUUGAAUCAAAGGGAUUUUGUAGUAGAGUGCGUUAAUGGACGUAUUGUUUGUUUUGGUAAUGCAGGCAGCCAUGUGCCAGUCAGAGCAGUCUGAAGGACAUCAACUGGGACAGCUCCCAGUGGCAGCCGCUGAUCCAGGACCGCUGCUUCCUGUCCUGGCUGGUUAAGAUCCCCUCAGAGCAGGAGCAGCUCCGGGCCCGCCAGAUCACCGCCCAGCAGAUAAACAAGCUGGAGGAGCUCUGGAAGGUUCAUAAGCUACCUUAGUUACCUUAUGGUCCUGUGUGGCUCAAUUGAUAGAGCAUGGUGCUAGCAACUCCAGGGCUGUGGGUUCGAUUCCCAAAUGUACAUUUAGCAUGAGUUAACCCAGCAGCUUACUGUAGGCCAGUGGCCUUUUACUUUGGUCGUGUAGAGCUACUGGCUUUUAUUUUGGAAUUUUAAAUCUCAAACGGAGUAAGCAGCACUCUCUUUAUCUAUGGCUGUUGUUUGACUGUCUGUCUGGGUGUCUUCAGGAAAACCCCACAGCCACUCUGGAGGACCUGGAGAAGCCCGGCGUGGACGAGGAGCCUCAGCACGUGUUGCUGCGCUAUGAGGAUGCCUACCAGUACCAGAACAUCUUUGGCCCCCUGGUCAAACUGGAGGCCGACUACGAUAAGAAACUCAAAGAGUCCCAGGUAAGUUCCGCUGUUUUCUGCUGGAGUGUUCAGGCUAGCUCCUCAUGCUUUUGGAUGUGAAGGUAAAGGCAGUUUUGUUUUAAAUGGUAAAUUAAUUGCUGUCUUGUCUGUUUGUUUCACAGACCCAAGACAAUAUAACUGUCAGGUGGGACUUGGGACUCAAUAAAAAGCGGAUUGCUUAUUUCAGCCUUCCCAAGACGGACUCAGGUGGUAAUUCAUUUUUUGUUCAUCAACGUCACAAAGUGUCCACGAGUGGUCCAUGUCCAUUCCAUUCCGGCCACAACCUCCCUCGCAUCCUCACUGACGAGCAUGCCGGAGUGUCUUAUAGUCUGAGUCUGAAUGUGUACGAUUAUGUGUUUGUAUGACUAAUGUCCUAAAAUCUAAAAAUUCUAAAUUGUGCCUUUCAUCAGCUAAUUCCCUUGCCCUCGCUUUCCUUCUUUUUUCUACUAUUCACUGUGUUUCUGUAGACAUGCGCCUGAUGCAGGGUGAUGAGAUUUGCCUGAGGUAUAAGGGAGACCUUGCCCCACUCUGGAAAGGCAUUGGACAUGUCAUCAAAGUCCCAGACAGUAUCUUUUCUGUUGUUUUUUAAUCGUUAUGCUCUUAUUUUAUAUUACCGUUUACUCUUCAGUUACUCAUUUUAUUCAAAUUCAAACAUUUGAUUGGAAAUGAUUGUCUCUCUGUUUGACUUUGUCCUUUCAGUAGCACCCCAAUAUCUCUGCAUUAGUCUCUGGAAGGAAUAGGUGUUUUGUUUGUGUGUAGUCCUUAAUCCUGUGACAAUAGACUAUGGUGAUGAGAUAGCCAUUGAGCUGAGGAGCAGUGCUGGGGCUCCCGUGGAAGUACCACAUAACUUCCAGGUUGACUUUGUGUGGAAAUCCACCUCCUUUGACCGGUAGGAACCUUCUGACACCAAUCGAUAUGAAACGCAACAAAUGGGUUGAGCUCGGUUUGCUUGGCAAUGGACUUAACUAUUACACACUGUUUCAAACUUUCCUCCAGGAUGCAGAGUGCCCUGAAGACCUUUGCCGUGGAUGAGACCUCUGUGUCCGGGUACAUCUACCACAAGCUGCUGGGUCACGAGGUGGAGGACGUGGUCAUCAAGUGUCAGCUGCCCAAACGCUUCACCGCCCAGGGCCUGCCUGACCUCAACCACUCACAGGUGGGUGUUACCAAAUGCAGAAGCUAUGAGUAGAUUUGAGUUAUCCCAUCUAAAACUAUAUUUGCUGAAUGUUUGGCAUUUUAAAAUGUGUCAUCACAAAGGUGUAUGCUGUGAAGACUGUGCUGCAGCGUCCUCUCAGUCUCAUCCAGGGGCCCCCUGGCACAGGAAAAACUGUCACCUCCGCCACUGUAGUGUAUCACCUGGCCAGACAGGGCAACGGGUAAGAUGUGCUCACUUAAUAGGGGACACCAUAUACAGAUUUUCUAAAUUCACCAACCUAAAGGUUUAUAAGCACUUUGUCCAUCCCUAACACUAGUUGUGUGUGUCCUCAGGCCUGUGCUGGUGUGCGCUCCCAGUAACAUUGCGGUAGACCAGCUGACUGAGAAGAUCCACAUGUCAGGUCUGAAAGUGGUGAGGCUGUCUGCCAAGAGCAGAGAGGCCAUCGACUCCCCUGUGUCCUUCCUGGCUCUGCACAACCAGAUCCGCAACAUGGACAGGUAACCUGGGACUGCUAUCGAGAGAGGAACGGUGUCUUUAUCUUAUCAGGUGUCCCGCUAUCUCAGUAGACAAAUGAUCGAUUCCACUUGAGAACUUGGCUAUGGGCAAUGAGAGUUGCCUCAGUUUGAAAGCAUAGAUCCUCAGUUCAUGUUCAGAGGCCUUUCCUCUGUCUUGCAGCUUUUCUGAACCUGAACCUUCAUCAUAGGCUACAUCAUUUCUCCACACUAAAGAGUACUGGUUUCUCAGUUUGUGUUUUUUGUUGUAUCUGUGUGCAGUAUACCAGAGCUUCAGAAGCUCCAGCAGCUGAAGGACGAGACUGGGGAGCUGUCCUCCUCUGAUGAGAAGCGCUACAGGGCCCUGAAGCGCACCGCCGAGAGGGAACUACUCAUGGUAACACCUGUCCCUAUUCCACACUCUCCCUUAAAACAAAGUCCUAAAAAUGACAUAAUUCCACUGUAAAUAAAUGUCUACUUCCUCAAGUUGAUUAUCACUGACCACGUCUCCCAUCUCUGCUCCACAGAAUGCUGACGUGAUCUGCUGUACCUGUGUGGGGGCAGGAGACCCCCGCCUGGCCAAAAUGCAGUUCCGCUCAAUCCUCAUCGAUGAGAGCACCCAGGCCACUGAGCCAGAGUGUAUGGUGCCUGUCAUACUGGGGGCCAAGCAGGUACGUCUCAGGGCAAUCUCUAAGAAAAAUGAUGUCCAGUCAGUUAGCUCCAUGACAGGUCCCAACUUCUCCCUCUUUCUCGUACAGAAUGUUUAUCAAAGGUUGUUGCUGAGGGAAAAGUGCAGUUACAUUUAUCACCUUGCUCCGGAUGUCUGUGCUUGGUUGAAUUUGACGUUGUUGCAAGAGCAGAACACUGAGACAGGGGCUAAGUUCUCUGAGAUGUGAUAUGCAAACACUACACCCAAUGCUAGUUUCCACACCACACAACAUUGGAUUUGAAUUGGAAUGGCCUUUCUAUUCAUACUAAAUCUAUGAUUUCUCUCUGUUUGUUUCUUUCCAGCUGAUCCUGGUGGGAGACCACUGCCAGCUGGGUCCAGUAGUGAUGUGUAAAAAGGCAGCCAAGGCAGGUUUGUCCCAGUCCCUGUUUGAGCGUCUGGUGGUGCUGGGCAUCAGGCCCAUCCGUCUGCAGGUGCAGUACCGUAUGCACCCGGCCCUCAGCGCCUUCCCCUCCAACAUCUUCUAUGAGGGCUCCCUGCAGAACGGAGUCACCGCAGGUAAGUCAGUGAGGAAUGGAAGUCGGGGUCAGUGUGUAGACGGGUUGGUUGUUUACCAACAAAACCGACACGUGCGCAACUAUGGGGCAGAACAGACUGGGUUGGCUUAGAUUGUUGACAACAUGUAAACUAUAUUCAGUUUUCAAAUGUUUAACAUAAAUACAUUUGCACAAUGAGGACUUGUUGUCGCUCAAAUACAUCGUUACAGUUGCUGGAUAGCUAGCUAGUGAAUUUGAGCCAUAUUAGCAUAGACAUGACAUGAGUCAAGACAUGGUAUCAAUAACAAGAUACAACGAGCUGACACGAGCCAACUAUGAUUUCCAACAUGGCAGCUUCUAGUCAUUAUUGCAAGCGAUCUAACCGUUCAAAAUCAUAACACCACACUUACUACGCGCAUCAUUUUUGGAACGUUGUCAACCAACCCGUCUAUAGAACCUUCAUAAACACAGGUGAGGGUGAGCUUGCCCUGCUGAUGUGCUUGGCCAGCAAGAGGGGAAUGGACUCCCUGUUGUGUACAAACUGGUUGGGUAGUUUAGAUAGUCCGUCUCGAAGGACAAAGAAAACAAAACAAUCAUGUAUUUCCUUAUAACAGCCAGAUUUACUCAGUUUUCACCAGGUUUCAAACACCCAAAACAAAGGUAAAACAUGACAUUGGCUUCAUUUAUACUUAAAUCUGGAUUAACCUUAAUGUACAUUUUACUAACUCCCUUUCCCCAUUUCUAUUUUAUUUACACAGCUGACCGCAUCAAGAAAGGCUUUGACUUCCAGUGGCCACAGCCAGACAAGCCCAUGUUCUUCUACGUGACCCUGGGCCAGGAGGAAAUCGCAAGCUCUGGAACCUCCUAUCUAAACAGGUAUUUGACAAACUAAAGCAUUUGUCAUGUCAUUUCAGUGCUUUCGUACACUGACCAAACGGACAGACUCCAGUCAUAAAAAGGGCAUGUUUUGCUUGUUUCGUGAAUUUGCUUUCUUCUCUCUCUCCCGCUGUACAGGACUGAGGCUUCCAACGUGGAGAAGAUCACCACCAGGCUGCUGAAGGCUGGGGCCAAGCCUGACCAGAUAGGCAUCAUCACCCCCUACGAGGGCCAGCGGUCCUACCUGGUGCAGUACAUGCAGUUUAGUGGCUCCCUCCACACCAAGCUCUACCAGGUACAACACACAGGCUUGGAUGUAAAAUGUGUGAUCAAUCUGGUCCGCUGCGGCACUCAAGUCUGUCAGUCAUAUUCUCACUGUAAUGUAGCAGGUUUUAAAGAUAAUUAUAGCUUGUAAUGUGAGUCCAUAAAUAUAAAUAAACCAGUUUACAUUGGUUUAGUAAUGUGCUCAUGGAAUCAUUCAUCCAUUCGAAUGUUUUAAGUGAAGGCCAGAUGAUGACUGGAAUGGUGCAUACGUCUAUGUUAGCUUAUCUAAUUGCUUUCCUGUUUCUUGGCUGUCCUUAGGAGGUGGAGAUAGCCAGCGUUGAUGCGUUCCAGGGCAGAGAGAAGGACUUCAUCAUCCUGUCCUGUGUCAGAGCCAAUGAGCACCAGGGCAUCGGCUUCCUCAACGACCCGCGCCGUCUCAACGUGGCUCUCACCAGGGCCAGGUAAACAACACCUGGACCAUUCUCUCUGUCUCCUGAUGCUCAACAGAUAAUGAGAAAAAUAGUAGCAUUAUCCUGUCUUUCAAGUUUUGCAAGACUUUGAAUAUUUGUCUUUGGAAUUAUGUCAACGUUUUGCUGUGAGGAUUUAGAAGUUAUCAUUACUCGGGCAGUAACAAAGUACUGUCACACUGCAAAGAGUAAUUAUUUACGUCAUAUUAUUUUCUGUAUCUGUGAAGGAAGUGUUUGAAAGGAAGUGUGUCCUAUCUGUGUGUGUGUAGGUAUGGGGUUAUCAUUGUGGGCAACCCCAAAGCCCUGUCCAAGCAGCCUCUGUGGAACCACCUGCUCAACUACUACAAGGAGCAGAAGGUUCUGGUGGAGGGACCCCUCAACAACCUGAGAGAGAGCCUCAUGCAGUUCAGCAAGCCCCGCAAGCUAGUCAACGCCAUCAACCCUGUGAGUCUCGCCCACCCCUUAAACACGUGUGUUGGAUUAUGUACAUGUUUAUGUGGUGUUUUACUUUCAUGAUUUACUUUGGCUGUAGACAGUACACCAUUGUUAAAAGAACAUGGGCUACUGUGUGUGUGUUACAGUUUACAGACUUACUGAAAUGUUUGUUCUAUGUGUGGGUUCUUCAGGGGGGCCGUUUCAUGAGCACAGCCAUGUAUGAUGCCAGAGAGGCUCUUAUUCCUGGAUCUGUGUAUGACCGCAGCAACACUGGUGAGAGAUGACGUCAAACUGUAAACUUGUGUGUCUCUGUACCGGUUUUGCCGUUGUUCAAUAUGGUCUCUUUGUUUUCCUUCUAGGACGUACAUCCAACAUGUACUUCCAGACCCACGACCAGAUCGGCAUGAUUGGCCCGGGCCCCAUGGCCUCCAUGAACAUCCCCAUCCCCUUCAACCUGGUCAUGCCUCCCAUGCCCCCGCCAGGCUACCUGGGCCAGGUCAACGGCCCCCAAGCAGGCCGUGGUGGAGGUAUGAAGGGUAAGGCGGGCGGCGGAGGGGCGCGAGGUGGGCGCCAGAGGAGCCGUGGCAUGGGGAACCACGGCGGGGGCAGCGUGCAUCAGGGCCUCAUGAGUGGCAGCCAGGCCAGCCAGGACCUGGGCUCCCAGCCCUUCUCCCAGGGACCACUCACCCAGGGCUACAUCACCAUGAGCCAGCCCUCCCAGAUGAGCCAGCCUGGCCUCUCCCAGCCUGAACUCUCUCAGGUAAGGCAGCAGAACGUUUCCAUUGGUGUCUUAUAGCAGACGUUCUUGGUCUGACAUAGACAUGUACAUGCAGGCUAAAAGCUUCUCCUUUGCUGUUUUUCUUACAGGACAGCUACCUUGGCGAUGAGUUCAAGUCCCAGAUUGACGUGGCCCUCUCCCAAGACUCCACCUACCAAGGGGAAAGAGCCUAUCAACAUGGUGUGACUGGACUGUCCCAGUACUAG